UCCGUGAUCCACUAAUAACAAGCACUCGACCCUUGAGCACUUGGAUCAUUGUGCAAAACAUCAAGGAUGAAGCAAGCUUGUUUUUGUUUCUUCUUCUUGGCGGUCAUCCUGCUAGAAAGUGUUUAUGCCGCUACUCCGAAAUGCCAUCCGGAGGAUCUGAAAGCUCUUCUCGCCUUCAAGGCAGGUAUGUCCCACUUGGAGCACUGGCAUGGCACCGACUGCUGCAACUGGGACGCAAUCCGUUGCAACAAUCAGACCGGGGGAAUCGUAAGUGUGGCCUUCGAGGGCAUUGGUGGUCCUGACUCGAGAUUCAACUAUGACCGCAUGAAAGGUACCAUCUCUGAGAACUCACUUGGCAAACUCGCCUUUUUGGAGCAACUGUACAUGAACACGGUGCCGCUUGUGACUGGAGGUAUCCCGACUUCGGUCGGAAACAUCCCCACCUUGAAGGAACUGGUACUGGACAAAACUGGUCUUUCCGGUCCCAUUCCAGCUUCUCUGGGGAAGCUUUCCAAGCUCGUUCUGUUAUCUUUCACAGGGAAUAAACUUUCUGGUUCCAUUCCUCACGAGCUCAGCUCGCUCCAGCGUCUCCAGUCACUCACCUUUCGCGAGAGCAGCUUGACAGGCAGCAUAAGCUCCUUGGACUUCGGGAAGCUGAGAUCUCUCACGGACCUUGACUUGUCGUAUAACGCAUUCACAGGCUCUUUCCCGGCGUCGUUGUUCGGAUCGGUAAAGCUCAAGACACUUUCUGUUUCUCAAAACCAGCUCACCGGUCAUAUCCCUGCGAGCAUCGGCAAGCUCACCCGUCUGGAGGUUCUCGACUUGUCGUCGAAUAAGCUGUCUGGUGGGCUUCCUAGCGAGUUGUUCCACCUGAAGGAGCUGGCUGGUCUGGAUCUGUCAGGCAAUAUGCUCUCCGGGGAGCUUCCCAAAGCCGCACGCAAGUUUCCAGCCUCUGCGUUCGCCAACAAUCGCCUCCUCUGUGGAAGCCCGCUUCCACCUUGUAAGCUGUGAAAUGAUUGCAACCUCUCGACGCAGCUCUAGGAUUUUCACGGUGAACGCUGCACUGUUGUUAAGAUUUAUUUGAAAAAAAUAAAAAUAGACAACCAA
Messenger RNA from Selaginella moellendorffii, 1107 nucleotides. Its product is annotated as leucine-rich repeat receptor-like protein kinase PEPR1. Bases 67 to 1011 code for a protein of 314 amino acids. The transcript has a single exon. The record is from RefSeq and is a predicted model, not a curated record. Lineage: Eukaryota; Viridiplantae; Streptophyta; Lycopodiopsida; Selaginellales; Selaginellaceae. Gene Ontology annotation, molecular function: protein binding.